AUGUUGGCAAGGGAUUUGCCUGGCAGAAACUUUGAAGAGAAAUUUUUAGUUAUUGCUUUUGCCGUAUUGGCAUGCGCUUACGCUGAUGUAUCUGAAUUGGGUUACAAUUACCCUCACCCAGCUCCUGCUCCAGCACCUUUACCAGUACCAGUGAGACCACAACCUGCACCACAACCACAACGUUCCUACAUUCCACCACCAGCACCUGCACCAGCACCAAUUGCUCCAGCACCAAGUCACCAUCAUCAUCAACCAGCUCCUGCACCCGCACCAAUUCGUAUACCAGCUCCACAACCUGCCCCAGUUCAACAUCAUCAUCAUCAUCAACCUGCACCAGCACCAGUCCAUAUUCCUGCACCAGCUCCAGUGCAUAUUCCAGCACCUGCUCCAGCACCAAUCCGUAUUCCACAACCUGCUCCAGCUCCAGUUGCACCAGUAAACACUUACAUUCCACCAGCACCACAACCCGCCCCAGUUCAACACCAUCAUCAUCACCAACCUGCACCAGCACCAGUGCAUAUUCCAGCACCAGCACCAGUGCACAUUCCAGCACCAGCUCCAGCACCAGUGCAUAUUCCAGCACCAGUUCAUAUUCCAGCACCAGCUCCAGCACCAAUCCGCAUUCCACAACCUGCUCCAGCUCCAGUGCAUAUUCCAGCACCAGCACCAGCUCCAAUCUCACUUCCAGCUCCUCAACCACACUAUCAUCAUGAAGAAAUUGAACAACCCGCACAUGAUGGUUACCACUACAGAACUGUACGCCGCCGUGUCUACAGAUACCGCGCUUAA
This is a messenger RNA of Teleopsis dalmanni, 789 nucleotides long. RefSeq names its product skin secretory protein xP2-like. The transcript is spliced from 3 exons. The record is from RefSeq and is a predicted model, not a curated record. Lineage: Eukaryota; Metazoa; Arthropoda; Insecta; Diptera; Diopsidae. The coding region runs from base 1 to 789 and encodes 262 amino acids.